AGAGAAGAAAAAACAACGACAUACUCAUCACACAAACAAACCGUUGCAGAAGUUGGAAUUACAAUCCAAGUUAAGCCAGGGUCAGAUCAAUCGAUUUGGACCCAAGAGCAAGCGUCAGAUAGAGUCAGUUUCGAUCGAAGUAGAGAAAGAGAAGUGAGAAAAAAAGACUGUGGAAUUGCAAACUGAAACCUAUUGUCGCUGCCGUCACCCCACCUUGGUGCUGGAUGGGCGCGCUAACUAAAAAUAGAAACAACUACAACUAAAGCAAUUAGUCCAAAAGCCUGUAUCAUUAACGGAUAGCCGUGUUAGCUGUUUUCUAAGCUUGGCCAAUGUUAGCAAUGGAUACCCCAUCAUCCAUCGAUCAGGAGAUCGAUACCCUCAGUGAUGGCAUUGGCUCAUCAAUGCCUGGAUCUGGAACUGGGACCGGUAACGUACCCAUGGCAGUGAAAUCUACAUUGGACAUCGUGAGGCAACGCUUCAAGGAGGACGAGAUUGUUCACUAUAUAUUUGAGGCCUAUCAAAUUCAGGGUCAGGAAUAUUUAGAUCGUCUGCUGGCCUUGGUCUCCUCGGAAUCGGGUGGCACAUAUGCCAUUAUUGCGUUCUCCUAUUUACGCACCCCUCUAACUACUGCCAAUGAAUUGAUUAUUAACAAAGUUUUUGCUUUAAACGAGAGUUUCCAACUUCGUCAGGGAGAUGGGAAGGGCUCGAUUACGACAAUGCAAUUUGAUCUAUCUACCGCUGAAGAUAGACCUAUCAAAUAUUAUUAUUACCCAUUAAAAUCGCAAGAGUACGAAGAGUUUGUGGCAAAAGUGAUAUCUUGUAAGAAUUCUAUGUAUAAAUGUGAUCCAGAGGCGGUGCUUAACUUUAGUUGGCUCAAUGACUAUCGUCAAAUUGGCGAAGUGAAACAGGAAUUAAAGAAACGUGAGGCAGAGUACAUUGUUUAUAAGGACAUUAUUAUCUAUUGUGCGACAUGGAAUGUGAACAAUAAACCUUGCUGUGAUAGCAACAGUCCGCUACGCUCUUGGUUAGCAUGCAGCGAAAAAUCGCCCGACAUUUACGCAAUUGGCAUACAAGAACUGGACACGCCUACCAAGGCCAUGCUGAAUUCCACUCAAAUGCAGGCCACUGUCGAGCAGUGGACUCAAAAGAUGGUGGAAAGCUUAUAUCCCGGCGUGGAAUAUGAAGUACUACGUUCAGUUCGCCUGGUGGGUAUCAUGCUGAUCGUUAUUGUGCGUAAACAACUACGGCAGCAUAUUCUGCGUUGUCAACUCAAUUCGGUGGCUCGUGGUGUUCUUAAUACACUGGGCAACAAGGGUGGCGUGGCCAUUAGUCUGCAGUUACACGAGGGCAACAUUUGUUUUGUCAACUCACAUUUGGCAGCCCACAUGGGCUAUGUAGAUGAACGUAAUAAGGACUAUAAUGCAAUUGUUGAGGGCAUGCGAUUCGAUGACCGGCGCACCAUUAGUGAUCAUGAUCAUAUCUUUUGGCUGGGUGAUCUGAAUUAUCGUAUACAAGAGCCGCCCGGUCAACAGCGGCCAGGACCCUUGACAGAUGCUCAAACGUACGAGCUUCUGCUACAGUACGAUCAACUGGGUCAGGAGAUGCGUAAAGGCAGAUGUUUCGAUGGCUAUACAGAGGGAGAGAUCAAAUUCCGGCCCACCUAUAAAUACGACCCGGGUACGGAUAACUAUGACAGCAGUGAGAAGCAACGAGCUCCCGCAUACUGUGAUCGUGUGCUAUGGAAGGGUACACGAAUCGAGCAAUUGGCGUAUGAUAGCAUCAUGGAGAUCCGACAGAGCGAUCACAAGCCGGUCUAUGCCAUAUUUCGAGCAAAAAUUAAAAAGCGCGACGAGAUCAAGUAUAAAAAGGUACAGGAGGAGGUCCUCAAGGCCGUCGAUAAAAGGGAGAAUGAUAACCAGCCGCAGAUUACCGUGGAGACAGUGAGCAUCGAUUUUGGACGUGUACGUUUCAAUGAGCCGAGCAUGCAGGACUUUAAUGUGUAUAACAAUUGUCCGCUGCCCGUUGACUUUCGCUUUAAAGAGAAGGACAUGCAUGAUAUAUGCGAAAAGUAUCUGCAAGUGGAUCCACGUCAGGACAGUUUAAUGAUUGACUCCGCACGCAGUAUACGAAUAAAGCUACUCGUGGAUGUUCGCACGGUGGGUAAUUUGCUCAAGAAGAUACGCACUAGCGAUAACUUUGAUAUACUCAUACUGCAUGUGGAGAAUGGUCGCGAUAUAUUUAUAACAGUGACGGGCGACUAUCAGCCGAGCUGUUUUGGCCUAUCCAUGGAGACAAUGUGUCGAACGAAUCGUCCGCUCAGCGAGUACACUCAGGAACAAAUCAAGCAUUUGAUGAGGGACGAGUCCCCGGAGUAUCAGGUUACCAUGCCUAGAGAAUUCUUUCUGCUUAUUGAUUAUCUGCAUAGGCAGGGCUCUAAUCUCGAAGGUUGUUUCAAUGCGCACGACUCACGUUAUUCCCUGGGCGGUCAUUUCAAUGCAGUGCGGGACUGGCUGGACACCUGGUCGAACGAGGAAUUCCCUGGCAAUGUUCAGACUGCCGCCCAGGCCCUGAUGCUACUGCUGGAGUUACCGGAACAGUCGUUACUCGAACCCUUCGUAGAGGAUCUUCUGGCCAGCUCAAGCAAAUCAAAGGCCAUGGACUAUAUUGCUUUAUUAAGUGCGCCAAAGCGCAAUGUCUUUAUGCAUUUAUGCAUGUUUCUACGUGAGGGCAUUUUAUGCCAAUAUUAUGAUCUGCAGCAAGUUGCCCUCAUAUUUGGUCGGAUAUUACUCCGUGGCAGUAGCAGUAGUUCCCGAAUGGAUUAUAAUAGCCGCUGCAUACAAUUUAUGCGAUUCUUUAUUGAUAGCGAUAUCUCUGACUCGGCAUUGGGAAAUGGUCAUGCUAGUGGAAGUGGCAACAUACAGGCCAAAUCGUCAACAUCAGCAACAUUUUCAUCAUCACAGUCCCGAUAAUUAUUAUAAAUCCCAAUGUAUUUAAGUCUAUUGUUGUUUAGUCGUAAAAUAACUUAUUUUUCUUGUAA
Messenger RNA from Drosophila willistoni, 3037 nucleotides. It is a transcript of the gene Ocrl, whose product is annotated as type II inositol 1,4,5-trisphosphate 5-phosphatase. Gene Ontology annotation, cellular component: membrane. NCBI's taxonomy places the organism in Eukaryota, Metazoa, Arthropoda, Insecta, Diptera, Drosophilidae. Gene Ontology annotation, molecular function: phosphatidylinositol-4,5-bisphosphate 5-phosphatase activity; inositol phosphate phosphatase activity. The transcript has 9 exons. The coding region runs from base 330 to 2969 and encodes 879 amino acids. The record is from RefSeq and is a predicted model, not a curated record. Gene Ontology annotation, biological process: phosphatidylinositol dephosphorylation; signal transduction.